AGAAAUGCGAACUUAGUCUGUUACACAACUCCUCGGAGCUUCAUUCCCUCCCCAGUGUCUGCUGCUGCCGCCGCUGCCGCUGCCGACGCCGCCAUUCCCGCUGCUGUAGCUGAUUCCUCGGCCUCACUCGCCUGCCGCCGCCUUUGCUCCGGGGCCUGAUCUCCUUACCCUAGGCCGGGGUCCGAGCGGUCUGUGCCUCCUCUCCCCCGCCCCCUUCUCACUCCUGCUGGUGCCGCGGCUACGUCCGACAUGAGCGGGGAUCAACUGCACAACGACUCCCAGAUCGAUGCGGAUUUCCGAGUGAAUGAUUCUCACAAACACAAAGAUAAACACAAAGAUCGAGAACACCGACACAAAGAGCACAAGAAGGACAAGGAAAAAGACCGGGAAAAGUCCAAGCACAGUAAUAGUGAGCACAAAGAUUCCUCAGAGAAGAAACACAGAGAAAAGGAGAAAACCAAACACAAAGAUGGCAGCUCAGAGAAACACAAAGACAAACACAAAGAUAGAGACAAGGAGAAACGAAAGGAAGAAAAGGGAAGACCAUCUGGAGAUGCAAAAAUAAAGAAGGAGAAAGAAAAUGGUUUCUCUAGUCCGCCUCGUAUUAAAGAUGAACCAGAUGAUGAUGGGUAUUUUGCUUCACCUAAAGAAGAUAUCAAACUUUUAAAGAGACCUCGAGAGGAUGAUGAUGCUGAUUACAAACCCAAGAAAAUAAAAACAGAAGACAUCAAGAAGGUGAAGAAGCGGAAACCAGAAGAAGAGGAGGACAACAAAGCAAAAAAAAUCAAGAACAAAGAUAAGAAACUUCCCGAACCAGAUAACAAGCGGAAGAAGCCGAAGAAAGAGGAGGAACAGAAGUGGAAAUGGUGGGAAGAAGAGCGCUAUCCUGAAGGCAUCAAGUGGAAAUUCCUGGAACAUAAAGGCCCUGUGUUUGCUCCACCUUACGAGCCUCUGCCAGAAAAUGUCAAGUUCUACUAUGAUGGUAAAGUCAUGAAGCUGAGUCCCAAAGCAGAAGAAGUGGCUACAUUCUUUGCAAAAAUGCUUGACCAUGAAUACACUACUAAGGAUAUCUUUAGGAAAAAUUUCUUCAAGGACUGGAGAAAGGAAAUGACAAACGAAGAGAAAAAUAAUAUCACCAGUCUUAGCAAGUGUGACUUCAACCAGAUAAGCCAGUAUUUCAAAGCCCAAUCAGAAGCAAGGAAGCAAAUGAGCAAGGAAGAGAAACUGAAAAUCAAAGAGGAAAAUGAAAGGCUAUUAAAAGAGUAUGGUUUCUGUGUGAUGGACAAUCACAGAGAGAGAAUUGCCAAUUUCAAGAUUGAGCCUCCAGGUCUUUUCCGGGGUCGUGGCAACCAUCCCAAGAUGGGAAUGUUGAAAAGGCGUAUUAUGCCUGAAGAUAUAAUUAUCAACUGUAGCAAAGAUGCCAAGGUUCCUCCACCUCCCCCUGGACAUAAAUGGAAAGAAGUUCGACAUGAUAACAAGGUUACCUGGCUGGUGUCCUGGACUGAGAAUAUCCAAGGAUCCAUCAAGUACAUUAUGCUGAACCCCAGUUCACGAAUCAAAGGUGAGAAAGAUUGGCAAAAGUACGAGACAGCUCGCAGAUUGAAGAAGUGUGUAGACAAGAUCCGGAACCAAUACCGAGAAGACUGGAAGUCCAAGGAAAUGAAAGUCCGACAGAGGGCUGUAGCAUUAUACUUCAUUGACAAGCUUGCUCUGAGAGCUGGUAAUGAGAAGGAAGAAGGAGAGACAGCUGAUACCGUGGGCUGCUGUUCUCUCCGAGUAGAGCACAUUAACUUACAUCCAGAGAUGGAUGGCCAAGAAUACGUGGUUGAGUUUGAUUUCCUAGGAAAGGAUUCCAUCCGAUACUACAACAAGGUUCCCGUUGAGAAGAGGGUUUUUAAGAACCUUCAGCUAUUUAUGGAGAAUAAGCAGCCUGAGGAUGAUCUUUUUGACAGACUAAAUACCAGUAUCCUCAAUAAACACCUCCAAGAUCUCAUGGAGGGCUUGACGGCCAAGGUCUUCCGUACAUACAAUGCCUCCAUCACGCUACAGCAGCAGCUAAAGGAGCUCACUGCCCCGGAUGAAAAUAUCCCAGCAAAGAUCCUUUCUUAUAACCGUGCCAACAGAGCUGUUGCAAUUCUGUGUAACCAUCAGAGGGCACCACCAAAGACUUUUGAGAAGUCCAUGCUGAAUCUACAGACUAAGAUUGAUGCCAAGAAGGACCAGCUAGCUGAUGCCCGGAGAGAUCUGAAAAGUGCCAAAGCCGAGGCCAAGGUCCGAAAGGAUGUCAAGUCUAAAAAGGUGGUAGAGACUAAGAAGAAGGCUGUGCAGAGGCUGGAGGAGCAGUUGAUGAAACUGGAGGUUCAAGCCACAGACAGAGAAGAGAACAAACAGAUUGCCUUGGGAACUUCCAAGCUCAACUAUUUAGAUCCAAGGAUCUCAGUUGCGUGGUGUAAGAAAUGGGGAAUCCCGAUUGAGAAGAUCUAUAACAAAACCCAGCGAGAGAAGUUUGCCUGGGCCAUUGACAUGGCCGAUAAAGACUAUGAAUUUUAGCUGUUUUUAUGGGGUGAGGUUUUAUGGGAAGGAGACGGGUUUAAGGAAAAUUAAAAAACUGUGAGCCUUACUUGCCCUUGUACUUGGGGGGGAGGGGGGAAGAGGGACAGCGAGUGGGCAAGGAAGCGUUAACAAGCCAACAUCUUUUGAGAAGAGAAAAACCUGGAAAUAUUCUAACAGAGAGCUGAGCCAGUUGUCCUAUGGACAACUUAUUUAAAAAUAUUUCAGAUAUCAAAAUUCUAGCUGUAUGAUUUUUUUUUCAUUUUUUGUUUUGUUUUGUUUUUUUUAAGAGGGCGAGUGGAUGGGAAUUUGUCAACCUUCCGCCAGACAAAUUCACUAUUUCACUGAAGAGUUUGGGUUCUUUAGCUACUGUAUACGAAGUCUGAUUAUAUUGGUGCGUUUUUACAGUUAGGGUUUUGCAAUAACUUCUAUAUUUUAAUAGAAAAUGAACUCUUAACCCCCCUGCCCCCACUCCCUGUUCCUCCUUUCCCAUUUCAGGAAUUUAAAAUUAAGUAAAACAGAAACCCAGCGCACCUGUUAGAGCUGUCACUAUCGUCAUGGGAAUCAAUUUUCAUUUAGCUUGAAGCAGUUGUGACAUCGGCAGUGUUUCAGUUCAGACAUCUGUUCACAGCAAAGCAUGAUGGGAAGAUGCUUCCUGACUUGAGUGUUCCUUUUUAAAUGUGAAUUUUUAUUUCUUUUAAUUAUUUUAAAAUAUUUAAACCUUUUUCUUGAUCUUAAAGAUCGUGUAGAUUGGGGUUGGGAGGGAUGAGGGAUGAGUGAGUUUGAGAAUAAUGAAAUAAUCAGUGACUGAAACCAUUUUCCCAUCAUUCUUUGUUCUGAGCAUGUUCUGUACACUUCUAAAAUACCCACCUCUCUUUUUUUUUUCUUUUUAAACCCCAAUGUUUUUACUUGAAAGAGUCUAUUGUGUAAAAAGUUCCACAGGUCAAUAAAUUUCGAGGGAAAUGAGUAUUUGGUCCCAAAAGGAAAAAUAAUCAAGAUUUUAGGGCUUUUAUUUUUUCUUUUGUAAUUGUGUAAAAAAUUUAAAAAAAAACAUAAAAAGCAGAAUUUUAAUGUGAAGACUUUUUUUUUUUGCUAUAAUCAUUAGUUUUAGAGGCAUUGUUAGCUUAGAGUGUGUGCAAAGACCAUUUCCCACAUCUUUCCUCAAGUAUCUUCUAUUUUUAUCAUGAAUUCCCUUUUAAUCAACUGUAGGUUAUUUAAAAUAAAUUCCUACAACUUAA
Messenger RNA from Dromiciops gliroides (monito del monte), 3788 nucleotides. RefSeq names its product DNA topoisomerase I (gene TOP1). Bases 250 to 2550 code for a protein of 766 amino acids. The transcript is spliced from 21 exons. Gene Ontology annotation, cellular component: nucleolus; chromosome. Gene Ontology annotation, biological process: DNA topological change; DNA replication; chromosome segregation. The record is from RefSeq and is a predicted model, not a curated record. NCBI's taxonomy places the organism in Eukaryota, Metazoa, Chordata, Mammalia, Microbiotheria, Microbiotheriidae. Gene Ontology annotation, molecular function: DNA topoisomerase type I (single strand cut, ATP-independent) activity; DNA binding.